AAUAAAAAUUUGUAAUUAACACUAAAACAAACAAAAUCAUCUCCCAGGCUCCCUUUCAUAUGUGCUAAAGCUAUAAACUUUGGGUCAACCUUAAAUUUUGCAUAUAAUACUUCGUGUUCGGCGCGUGUAAAUAACGCAUCAAUGGCUUCCCACCUGCUGAGGCGCGUCCUCGGAACCCGCUCCAACCAGAUCAUCUCCUCGACCAGCCCGGCAUCACCGCUUACGGCCGCGGCUAGGCUUUUAUCGUCGGCUACAGCUCCGAUCACGGUCACCCUUUUCCCCGGCGACGGUAUUGGGCCCGAGAUAGCGGAGUCCGUCAAACAGGUGUUUAGAGAAGCUGAAGUACCGAUUGUAUGGGAAGAACAUUAUGUUGGAACGGAAAUUGAUCCAAAAACACAGAGCUUUUUAACGUGGGAAAGUUUGGAAUCAGUGCGUCGAAACAAGGUCGGGUUGAAAGGUCCAAUGGCUACACCAAUUGGGAAAGGCCAUCGUUCUUUGAAUCUUACUUUAAGGAAAGAGCUUAACUUGUUUGCCAAUGUUAGACCUUGCUACAGUCUGCCUGGCUAUAAGACUCGUUAUGAUGAUGUUGAUCUCAUCACCAUACGUGAAAACACUGAGGGAGAGUACAGUGGACUUGAGCAUCAAGUCGUGAGAGGGGUUGUUGAAAGUCUUAAGAUCAUUACGCGUCAGGCGAGUCUUAGGGUAGCUGAGUACGCUUUUCAUUAUGCUAAGGCGCAUGGGAGAGAGAGGGUAUCUGCAAUUCACAAAGCAAAUAUUAUGCAGAAAACUGAUGGUCUUUUUCUCAAGUGUUGCCGUGAAGUGGCAGAGAAGUAUCCAGAGAUUCGAUAUGAGGAAGUUGUCAUUGACAAUUGCUGCAUGAUGCUUGUGAAGAAUCCUGCUCUUUUUGAUGUGUUGGUGAUGCCAAAUCUUUAUGGUGACAUUAUUAGUGACCUCUGCGCGGGUUUGAUUGGCGGACUGGGCUUAACUCCCAGCUGCAAUAUUGGUGAGGGAGGUAUUGCCCUAGCUGAAGCUGUGCAUGGUUCAGCACCUGAUAUUGCUGGAAAGAAUCUGGCAAACCCAACUGCUUUGCUGUUAAGUUCUGUCUCUAUGCUCCGUCAUUUGGAACUCCAUGAUAAAGCAGAUCGAAUCCAAGAUGCCAUUCUCAACACAAUUGCUGAGGGAAAAUUCCGAACAGCCGAUUUAGGUGGAAAUUCAUCUACUACUGACUUCACAAAGGCAAUAUGUAAUCAUCUUUGAAAGGAAGGUAUUGCGUAUGUAAUCAGCUCGUCUUUGAGUCAAUUUAUUUUCGACAUUUUUCCAGUUUUUCUUAAAGAGAAAUAAGACCACACAACAGAUGAUCUGGGCUAGAAAGAGAUUUUUAUCGCGUUGAAAGCUUGGAGGGCAUGGAUGAAAUAUUGGAUGAUUGACUUAUAUGCCUUUCUUCUUCACCGUCUCAAAAUGAACUAUUGGUGACCUUUGAAUAUUGCUAUUCUUUGUCCAUAUAGAUUUACGAAAUAAAUGCGUAAUGAUGUGAGACUCUAAUUUAACUUAUACAAUUUUUUUUUCCAAGGAUGAAAGGUCAUAUUUUAUAGUC
Messenger RNA from Cannabis sativa, 1594 nucleotides. RefSeq names its product isocitrate dehydrogenase [NAD] catalytic subunit 5, mitochondrial. The transcript is spliced from 7 exons. NCBI's taxonomy places the organism in Eukaryota, Viridiplantae, Streptophyta, Magnoliopsida, Rosales, Cannabaceae. Gene Ontology annotation, molecular function: NAD binding; isocitrate dehydrogenase (NAD+) activity; magnesium ion binding. The record is from RefSeq and is a predicted model, not a curated record. Gene Ontology annotation, cellular component: mitochondrion. Bases 142 to 1257 code for a protein of 371 amino acids. Gene Ontology annotation, biological process: tricarboxylic acid cycle; isocitrate metabolic process.